This is a messenger RNA of Linum tenue, 571 nucleotides long. NCBI's taxonomy places the organism in Eukaryota, Viridiplantae, Streptophyta, Magnoliopsida, Malpighiales, Linaceae. The record is from the annotation of a GenBank genome assembly.
AUAUAUACAGAACCAAAUAAAUAAAUGGGUUAUUAUGUGAAUAAUAAUUUCUUAGUGCCGCUUAGGGUUUUGCUGAUUGUGACGACCGCGGCCCUCCUCCUGGCUUCCCCGUGGGCCGCUGCCACAAGUUCUAAUUCCGCCACCAUCCGUCCAUCUGCGGCGGUAUAUGUUCGCGGUGGUGAUCAUGGCUGCGGAGGUUUUUUCUCUCGUAAGUUAAGGUCCGGGAGAUUUAAUGAGCCCGACCGCGGCGGAUUUAAUGAGCCCAACCCGGCCAAGGGUGGCUAGACUUAAUCAUAUUCAUCUCUACUCUACUAUUCGGAUGGUUCUUCUUUUUGGAUGCCUGUAGUAAGGCAGGCUUGCACGUUAAUAUAUGUUCACUAGCGGCCAACUAAAUUUGCCUGUGUAAGUUAAUUAUCAUUCCUUAUUUUCAACCAAAUUUUAUGAAAUAAUAGAAGAGGGAGAAGAGAAUUUGGGAACAGAAUCCACCGUAAGUCCGGGGAAUCGAGGUAUUUUCGUGCUACGCGGUACCUGACAUUAAGCGGGGCUAACACCCUAAGAGCAUCUCCAUCAA